AUGGUGUCUUCUGGCUGCAGAAUGCAAAGUUUUUGGUUUCUGCUCCUUAUCAGCUUCCUGCAGUGCACUGAAGGUUUCAGCCGAGCAGCACUACCAUUCGGUUUGGUUAGGAGAGAGCUCUCCUGUGAAGGCUACUCCAUUGAUCUCCGGUGUCCAGGGAGUGAUGUUAUUAUGAUAGAAAGUGCUAACUAUGGACGGACAGAUGACAAGAUUUGUGAUGCAGACCCUUUCCAGAUGGAGAACACAGAAUGCUUCCUUCCAGAUGCCUACAAAAUUAUGACACAAAGGUGCAACAACCGAACACAGUGUAUAGUAGUUACUGGGUCAGAUGUGUUUCCUGAUCCUUGUCCUGGAACAUACAAAUAUCUAGAAGUUCAGUAUGAAUGUGUUCCUUAUAUGGAGCAAAAAGUUUUUGUUUGCCCGGGGACGUUGAAAGCAGUUGUGGACUCACCGUAUUUAUAUGAAGCCGAACAAAAAGCAGGUGCUUGGUGCAAAGAUCCUCUCCAGGCUGCAGAUAAAAUAUACUUCAUGCCAUGGACUCCAUAUCGCACUGAUACUUUGAUAGAAUAUGCUUCUUUAGAGGACUUCCAAAAUGGACGCCAGCAGACAACGUAUAAACUCCCAAAUCGAGUGGAUGGUACUGGAUUUGUAGUUUAUGAUGGCGCUGUCUUUUUUAACAAGGAAAGAACUAGGAACAUAGUAAAAUUUGACUUGAGGACUAGAAUUAAGAGUGGAGAGGCCAUAAUCAAUUAUGCUAAUUAUCAUGACACCUCUCCAUACCGAUGGGGAGGAAAGACUGAUAUUGACUUGGCAGUUGAUGAGAAUGGCUUAUGGGUAAUUUAUGCUACGGAGCAAAACAACGGGAUGAUAGUAAUUAGCCAGCUGAACCCCUACACCCUGCGUUUUGAGGCCACCUGGGAAACAGCCUACGACAAACGGGCGGCAUCCAAUGCUUUCAUGAUAUGUGGUGUCCUGUAUGUGGUGCGCUCAGUGUAUCAGGACAAUGAGAGUGAGACUGGCAAGAACACUAUCGAUUACAUCUACAACACCAGGUUAAGCAGAGGCGAGCACGUGGACAUUCCUUUCCCCAACCAGUACCAGUACAUCGCCGCAGUGGAUUAUAACCCCAGAGACAAUCAGCUGUAUGUAUGGAAUAACAACUUCAUUCUGCGAUAUUCUUUGGAGUUUGGCCCACCUGAUCCUGCCCAAGUGCCUACCACAGCAGUGACAAUAACUUCUUCAGCAGAGCUAUACAAAACCACUGUGUCAACCACUAGCACUACAUCACAGAAAGGUCCCAUAAGCACAACAUUAACUGGAGGAACAAAGGAAGGAAGCAGAGGACCCAAGCCACCGCCACCCAUUUCCACAACCAAAAUUCCUCCCGUGACAAGUUUUUUCCCUUUACCAGAGAGAUUCUGUGAACCAACUGAGGCCAGGGAUAUCAGCUGGCCUCAGACACAAAGAGGAAUGAUGGUUGAACGCCCUUGCCCAAAAGGAACACGAGGAACUGCCUCGUAUCUGUGCUUGGUCUUAACGGGAACGUGGAACCCCAAAGGCCCUGAUCUUAGCAACUGCACCUCACACUGGGUAAAUCAGCUGGCUCAGAAGAUCAGAAGUGGAGAAAAUGCUGCUAGUCUGGCCAAUGAACUGGCUAAACACACCAAAGGACCAGUCUUUGCUGGUGAUGUUAGUUCAUCAGUGAGGCUGAUGGAGCAGCUUGUGGACAUUUUGGAUGCUCAGCUGCAAGAACUGCGGCCCAGUGAAAAAGAUUCUGCUGGAAGGAGUUAUAACAAGCUCCAAAAACGAGAGAAGACAUGCAGGGCUUACCUUAAGGCAAUUGUGGAUACUGUGGACAACCUGCUCAGGCCUGAAGCUCUGGAGUCAUGGAAGGACAUGAAUUCUUCAGAACAAGCCCAUGCAGCCACAAUGCUACUUGACACAUUGGAAGAAGGGGCAUUUGUCUUGGCUGAUAAUCUCUUAGAACCAACUAGAGUCUCAAUGCCCACAGAAAAUAUCGUUUUGGAUGUUGCAGUGCUCAUUACUGAGGGCCAGGUGCAGGACUUGAAAUUUCCUCAGGGCAGUAAAGGAGGGAACUCAAUUCAGCUCUCUGCAAGUACCGUGAAACAGAACAGCAGGAAUGGGUUAGCAAAAUUGGUUUUCAUCAUUUACAAAAGUUUGGGACGCUUUCUCAGUACUGAAAAUGCAACCAUAAAGCUAGGCAGUGACUUUGCUGGGCGUAAUAGCACUAUCGCCGUCAACUCCCACGUCAUUGCGGCCUCGAUCAACAAGGAGUCUAGCCGGGUGUACUUGACUGAUCCUGUGCAUUUUACACUGGAACACAUUGAUCCUGACAAUUAUUUCAAUGCAAAUUGUUCCUUCUGGAACUACUCAGAGAGGACUAUGAUGGGAUACUGGUCAACUCAAGGCUGCAAACUGGUUGACACAAAUAAAACUCAUACAACAUGUGCUUGCAGUCACCUAACCAACUUUGCAAUUCUUAUGGCUCAUCGGGAAAUUGUGUACAAAGAUGGAGUGCACGAAUUGCUCCUCACUGUCAUCACCUGGGUGGGAAUUGUCAUCUCUCUUGUUUGCCUGGCCAUAUGCAUCUUCACAUUCUGUUUUUUCCGUGGCCUGCAAAGUGAUCGUAACACUAUUCACAAGAACCUUUGUAUCAACCUGUUCAUUGCUGAGUUCAUUUUCCUAAUAGGCAUCGAUAAGACAGAGUACAAGAUUGCAUGUCCAAUAUUCGCAGGUCUCUUACACUUUUUCUUCCUGGCAGCCUUUGCCUGGAUGUGUCUAGAAGGAGUGCAGCUUUAUCUAAUGUUAGUAGAAGUAUUUGAAAGUGAAUAUUCUAGGAAGAAGUACUAUUAUGUUGCUGGCUACCUCUUCCCUGCUACAGUAGUUGGUGUCUCAGCAGCUAUUGACUAUAAGAGCUAUGGAACAGAGAAAGCUUGCUGGCUCCAUGUAGAUAACUAUUUUAUCUGGAGUUUCAUUGGACCUGUUACCUUUAUUAUUCUGCUGAAUCUUAUCUUCCUGGUGAUCACAUUGUGCAAAAUGGUGAAGCACUCAAACACUUUGAAACCAGACUCUAGCAGGUUGGAAAACAUUAAAUCCUGGGUCCUGGGUGCAUUUGCUCUCCUGUGUCUCCUUGGCCUAACAUGGUCAUUUGGCCUGCUGUUCAUCAACGAGGGGACUGUUGUGAUGACGUAUCUCUUCACAGUGUUUAAUGCUUUCCAAGGAAUGUUUAUUUUCAUCUUUCAUUGUGCCCUUCAAAAGAAAGUACGUAAAGAAUAUGGCAAAUGCUUCCGACAUUCCUACUGCUGUGGUGGACUACCCACUGAGAGUCCCCACAGUUCAGUGAAGGCAUCAACAACAAGAACUAGUGCUCGCUAUUCCUCUGGCACUCAGAGUCGUAUAAGAAGGAUGUGGAAUGAUACUGUGAGAAAACAAUCUGAAUCGUCUUUUAUCUCAGGUGACAUCAACAGCACUUCAACACUUAAUCAAGGAAUGACUGGCAAUUACCUACUAACAAACCCUCUUCUUCGACCACACGGCACUAACAACCCCUAUAACACAUUGCUCGCUGAAACAGUUGUAUGUAAUGCCCCUUCAGCUCCUGUGUUUAACUCACCAGCAACCUACAGAGAGACAAGACAUUCACUGAACAAUGCCAGGGAUACAAGUGCCAUGGAUACUCUACCGCUAAAUGGUAAUUUCAACAACAGCUACUCAUUGCGCAAUGGAGACUAUAAUGACAGUGUGCAAGUUGUAGACUGUGGACUAAGCCUGAAUGAUACUGCUUUUGAGAAAAUGAUCAUUUCAGAAUUAGUGCACAACAACCUGCGGGGCAGCAGCAAGAACCACAACCUGGAGCGCACGCUACCAGCCAAAGCUGUGAUAGGCGGGAGCAGUAGCGAAGAUGACGCCAUCGUGGCAGAUGCCUCAUCUUUGAUGCACAGUGACACCCCAGGGCUAGAGCUCCACCACAAAGAGCUUGAGGCCCCACUCAUUCCUCAGCGGACUCACUCCCUUCUGUACCAGCCCCAGAAGAAAGUGAAGACCGAGGGAACCGACAGCUAUGUCUCACAGCUGACAGCCGAGGCUGACGACCAUCUCCAGUCCCCGAACAGAGACUCUCUUUACACGAGCAUGCCCAAUCUCAGAGACUCUCCGUACCCAGAGAGCAGCCCCGAUGUUGAAGAAGAUCUCUCCCCCUCCAGGAGGAGUGAAAAUGAGGACAUUUACUACAAGAGCAUGCCAAACCUAGGAGCUGGCCAUCAGCUUCAGAUGUACUAUCAAAUCAGCAGGGGUAAUAGCGAUGGCUAUAUAAUUCCCAUUAACAAGGAAGGAUGUAUUCCAGAAGGAGAUGUUAGAGAAGGACAAAUGCAACUAGUGACAAGCCUUUAA
Indicator indicator is the source of this 4410-nucleotide messenger RNA. RefSeq names its product adhesion G protein-coupled receptor L2 (gene ADGRL2). Lineage: Eukaryota; Metazoa; Chordata; Aves; Piciformes; Indicatoridae. The record is from RefSeq and is a predicted model, not a curated record. The transcript is spliced from 23 exons. The coding region runs from base 1 to 4410 and encodes 1469 amino acids. Gene Ontology annotation, molecular function: G protein-coupled receptor activity; carbohydrate binding. Gene Ontology annotation, biological process: cell surface receptor signaling pathway; brain development; adenylate cyclase-activating G protein-coupled receptor signaling pathway. Gene Ontology annotation, cellular component: neuron projection; membrane.